AACAUACAUAACCAGCAUCAAAACGGAAGCUUCAACAGUUCGAAGAGACAUAUCUGUUCAGCGCGGACUACUGAAUAAACAAUAGAUUUGGAAGUGCGUAUUGGAAAAAAGUUCCAUAGAGAAUACUGAUCGAAUGCCUACUGGAAAUAUGGGGAACAAUACGCAGGUGACCGUCGUUUCUGUACAUAGCCCAUUAAUACAAUUCUCUGCCUCUGGAAGUUAUUACACAUCAUAUGCCAUCAGCUUGAAGAGUAACAAUCCUUGUUUCACUCAUUCCUAUUCUCAAGUUCGGAGGCGUUACUCUGAAUUCCUGCAUCUGAGACGUCGACUGGCAGCUCAUCAUCCCACUGUUAGUAAUCCACCUGCUCUUCCACCUAAGAACUAUUUUCAUCGAUUUGAUGAUGCUCUUAUUGAGGAAAGAAGAGGUGGCCUCCAAAAAUUCCUAGACGAAGUUUUAAUAAUUCCCGUCUAUCUGUCUGAUAAAAGCUUGCAUAUGUUCCUUCAAACAUCAUGCAGCAUGACAAAAAUUGAUGAAGAAUGUAUUGGUGACAUUCCUGUCCCUCAUCUUAUGGAUGAACAACUGAUGGAGAAGCCUUUCGCCAUAUCAUCAGGAUCAGAAACAAGUUCCAAUGAUUCAUCAGAAAAUGUAAGCAAAAUGGAAGUUAGCACAUUCCAUGUAGAAAAUAAGACUUCUGGAUUGAGCACUGAUUCGGACAGUGGCUAUUCUUCAAUGAAAAGUUUGAAGAAUAAGAGAGUUACUCCUUCGAUACAUAUCAGUAGACCUUGCUCAAUUCCGAAACGACAAGGCAGCCUUGAUUCCAGUCCUUGCUCCUCUAUAUCAAGUUUGGAUACUAGCUAUUACUCUCCCAUGGAUUUCAAUAAAUCUCGUCGUGUAUCUUUUAAUGAAAACGUGACAGUAGCUGUUGUUUAUAACCAACUCUGGAAUAUUGCUACCGAACCCAUAAGAACAGGUAUAUAAAGAUUAGAUCAGCAAAUUGUAGAAAGUCAACUGGGGCAUUCCUCUCACAAAUAUCAUGUGAUAAAAUAUUGGAAUGUACAUAUUUAUCUGACAAAGCAACUAACUCAUGUGAGUAGAUAUCAUAAAACAUACAAGUCAUAUGAAUGAAAUUCUUUUUGCUCAAACUGUAAUCUUACAUACAGAUUUCAUAUCAAUUUCAUAAUAAGGUUUUUCUUUUACAUGUAUCGUUUGUUUUUCAUGUUCAUCCACAUCAUUUUCGCUUGUAAUCUAGUCACGUAUUUAUUUCUAGUGUAUUGAAAGAAACAAAAGCAUGAACAUUGAAUAGACUAGUUAUGAAGAAUCCUUAUGACUGGUAUUAUCUGGUAUUAUUAAUUACGAAAUAGCAGAUUCCAUUAUGUUACCUUCAUAAUAUCUUAGUUGUUUAUCUAUGAUAACAGAUUUUUCAGCAAUUGUGUUUGAUCAAAAAGAUAACUAUUGGCAAAUUGUUACACUUUAAUUUUCUACCAGUGGAAUGCAUGAUAAAAUUGUAAAGAUUUUUUUAGCUGAUUACAAGGUUUUUGCAUUAUGAAAAUCAUUAAAUUGAUUUUUGCAACCAAUUCAUAUUACGAUAAAUAUAACUUGGUAUAUUUAAUCAGUGAGAUGAAAGAAACUGAGAAAAGUAAAACAUAUUAAAUAAUCCAAUAAUCAAAUGCUAAAGUUUGGAGUUUUUAUAAGUGAUUAUUUUUCUCUGUUAUCAAAAUUAGAAGUAAAUAACGGUCCCAAAAUUGCGUUAGCGGGCAUACGGUACAAAACGAAAUCAUUAUUAAAACUUAUAAUUAUUAUAAAAUUUGUAAUAUCGUUGAUAUUAUUUACUAUAGAUAGAAAUAUAGAAAAUAUUUAUCCAAAUCUAAUAAUAUCAAAAUAUUUCUGCCUUUAUUUAUUAGCAUAUUAGAAAAUACUCAAAUGUUGUGGGUCACUCGGUUAUUGCUUUAAACAAGUAAAAUUAUCGUGAAUUAACAAUCACAGAAUUUCUAGAUAUGAAAUAACGUAAAAUAUAUUUAGUUUAUACAACAAAAAAACAUAUUAAAUUUAUGCAAAUAAAAAAGGCAGAAAUAAUCACCAAACUUCAUUAAUUUUAUAGUACUGAGUCAUGCAUAUCACGUCCAGUGAUUUUUAUGUGAAAAUGUUUAAUAAAGUUUAUAUUGUCGUUGCGUUUAUUUAUUAAGUUUUUUCAUCAAUUGUAGGAAAAUGUUAAAAAAAAGUUGGCAUUUAUACAACAACUUUUCUUGAAAGCUACAUUCCUUUAUGUUGUUGAGAAAAAAUAUUCUGUUCUUAUAUGUUUAUUUCAUUUUCAUUAUUUUUAAUGUGCGUUUUUUUUUGAACAAAUGUAUAAAUAAAGUCAUUAUAUUCUAAAGAUGG
Messenger RNA from Argiope bruennichi, 2377 nucleotides. RefSeq names its product sorting nexin-10-like. The record is from RefSeq and is a predicted model, not a curated record. Gene Ontology annotation, molecular function: phosphatidylinositol binding. The coding region runs from base 134 to 979 and encodes 281 amino acids. The transcript has 6 exons. Gene Ontology annotation, biological process: intracellular protein transport. NCBI's taxonomy places the organism in Eukaryota, Metazoa, Arthropoda, Arachnida, Araneae, Araneidae.